Lathyrus sativus (Indian pea) is the source of this 468-nucleotide messenger RNA. The record is from the annotation of a GenBank genome assembly. Lineage: Eukaryota; Viridiplantae; Streptophyta; Magnoliopsida; Fabales; Fabaceae.
AUGGGAAGGUUGAGAUUUAUCCCCAAAAUGUUAGCUUUAAGGGCAGUGCAAAGACACACUGCAGCCUCAAGAUCAACAAGGCCAUUUAGAAGAGAGCAACAUGGUGUUACUGGUGGCUGGCCCAAAGUUAUAUUCAACAAACCAUUUAGGACAUUGCCACAUACGCCGAGUUUGAGUGCAUCGCGUGGACAUGAGCCGGUGCUACUCCCUCCAGAAGGAGUAGAACCACCCGAAGGGCCGGAAGGACCUGAGGGAUAUGAGCCUCCUGAAGGACUAGAGCCUCCGGGACUCGAGCCACCUGAGUGGUUUGGACUUGGCGUAUGCUUUGGCUUAGGGUUAGGGUUUGGGUACUGGCCGGAGCCGCAAGUUCCACAAGAUGAAACUAGUGUAAAGAAGAGAAUGUUGAUUGUGAGGAAAAUUGCAAGGGAGGAACAAGUUUUGGAAGCCAUUUUAGUUAAACUCUUGUAG